GGGUCAUGCCGUCAUUCGAACGAUCCGUACCGAACCGUCAACACGCUCUCGUCCGUCUUUCGAAUUCGCUAAACAUUAUACUUAUUUUAUUUUUUGAAAUAUCGUCAUUACGAGUUUCCAUAAUAUUAUAUUAUUAUCACUACUGCGAUAAUUAAUAUUUUAAUCUCGUGUGUGUUUGUCUGUGUGCGUUAUUGACAAAUAAUUUCGAGUGUCGCUUCGAAGUGUCAUAUACGUCGAUAUUAUAAUAUAAUUUAUAUUAUAAUAUUAUUAUUUAUUAUUAUUAUAUAAUAACCACAAUUGUUUCGACAUGCGUCCAGCCGCCGAACUCAGACCGUCAUACCGGGUACAGAUGCACAUGCAAAUGCAACAGCAACAGCAACAAUACCAGCACCAGCACCAGACCGGGUCCGAAUACGACGAACAGCCCGUGUCGCGGACUUAUCAAUAUAGAAAGGUAAUGAAACCGCUAUUAGAACGAAAACGCCGCGCCCGAAUUAACCGGUGCCUGGACGAGCUCAAGGACCUGAUGGUGGUCACCUUGCAGGCCGAAGGCGAAAACGUCAGCAAGCUGGAGAAGGCUGACAUACUGGAACUGACUGUCAGGCACUUGCACAAGCUCAAGCGACACAACGCCCUCGGGUUGACUGGCGUCGAUUCGGUGUACGCCGACAAGUUCCGCGCCGGAUUUGCGCACUGCGCUACCGAAGUGUCCAACUACCUGACGUCCGACGUCCGGUCACCGCCCGUCGACCCAUCCGCUGGCGUCAAGCUCCUGCACCACUUGGGAGCUUGCAUGCGCAAAAUCGACGUCGACUCAAACCGUUCCGCUUCCGGUACAGCCACCACCACCGCCACCGCCGACCAAUACAGACCGUACACGCCGCCGUCCACACCCGGAAGCGAGCUCAAAGAAGACCCGAAUUCCGUCUGCUGGAGACCAUGGUAAACGCGGAAUGUUUAUUUCACCCUCCCCCCAACCCCCCACUCGAUCCCACCAACGCCCCCGAC
Rhopalosiphum padi (bird cherry-oat aphid) is the source of this 1008-nucleotide messenger RNA. RefSeq names its product enhancer of split mbeta protein-like. Gene Ontology annotation, biological process: regulation of transcription by RNA polymerase II; anterior/posterior pattern specification; regulation of neurogenesis. The coding region runs from base 308 to 946 and encodes 212 amino acids. Gene Ontology annotation, molecular function: DNA-binding transcription factor activity, RNA polymerase II-specific; protein dimerization activity; RNA polymerase II cis-regulatory region sequence-specific DNA binding. The transcript has 2 exons. Gene Ontology annotation, cellular component: nucleus. NCBI's taxonomy places the organism in Eukaryota, Metazoa, Arthropoda, Insecta, Hemiptera, Aphididae. The record is from RefSeq and is a predicted model, not a curated record.